Molecule: messenger RNA, 6271 nt
Organism: Hippocampus comes (tiger tail seahorse)
Lineage: Eukaryota; Metazoa; Chordata; Actinopteri; Syngnathiformes; Syngnathidae
Gene: palm2akap2
Product: PALM2 and AKAP2 fusion
Exons: 16
Coding region: 228-4187 (1319 amino acids)
Biological process (GO): regulation of cell shape
Cellular component (GO): membrane
Source: RefSeq, a predicted model, not a curated record
CAUCCCUUCGAAAGCAGGGCGAUGCAGGGAUGCCGGAGCUGCGGCAGCUUCACUGACCGAUAGCGUGACAAACACUCGCUAAAAAGGCAGGAGGAAGGAGGAGGAGGAGACGCUGUGGAGGACGGGGAGGAGGAAGAGGAGGAGGAGAGGGCAGGAGGAGGAAAGGAAGAAGAAAGACACCUCCGUCAAAAGGGACGGCGGCGGAGAGGGGACGGAGAAAGGGGCGGAUGGAGAAGAGAAGAAGAGCCGAGGGUGUUGCGGCCAUGAUGUCGGACGCACCGUUGCAGAGGAACGGCAUGGCAACAGUACGGAUGUCGUGUGAGGAGGCUCAGCUCCACAAAGAGAGGCUGCAGGCCUUGGCGGAAAAGCGAAAACGUCAAGCCGAGAUCGAAGACAAGAGAAGGCAGCUUGAUGAUUUGGUUUUGCAGCUACAACAUCUCAAGUCCAAAGCCACGCGGGAGCGAUGGCUCCUCCAGGGAAUGGCAGCAGAACAAGAGGAGGCACGGCGGAAGCAGCUGCAACUGGACGAGGAGCACGGGAAGAGGCUGGAAGACCUUAUACAGAGGCUGGAAUCUGAAAUCGGUACGCUUGAGAGUGAGGAAUCUCUGAUCUCAGCUAAAGAGCGGGCUUUACGGGAACGCCUCAAGGAGACGGAACGCUCAAUAGAAGAUCUGCAGAAGAGUCUGAUGGCCAAUGACGGAGUGGAGGCCACCGACUGUACAUCCGCUCCUCUCUCGAGCGGCGCGGAUCUCGAUCGCGAGCAACUAUCCCUGGCCACGCAGCCCCGGAGCAGCCCACCUGCGCCUGGAGAGAAGGCAGCACUGAGACCCGCAAUGUUUGCCAUGGAGAUCAACGUGCAGCACGACCCUCAGACCGGCGAACAGCGCAUCCUGUCAGCGAACCGCAUGAACCCGUCAGAAGCGGGCUCGCGCGGUGUCAAGAUCUACGACGACGGCAGGAAAGUCGUCUACGAAGUCACGAGCUGCGGGGGGGUGUCCACGACCUCGGUGGAGAACGGGUGGAGCUCCUCGCGGGUCGACCAGCUAAUCCAGAGAGCGGCUAGAUCUGGCGAAGGGGGAGAUGAAAGGAGGGCUCAGGUAUUGGUUACCCCCGCUGCCCCACAGGCCGAUGCCUCGCCGACGGCUACGGACGAUCUGUCCCCACCAUCCUGCGCCCCGCCCUCCAUCCCAUCGAGCCCACCUGCCCAGGUCACCCUGCAGAGAGAGACUCGGCUCGGCAUGAUGCCCCCAUCCUCGGCUCCUAUCGUGACGCAGCCCGGCCCAUCAGCCCAGCCGGGACCAGAAGUUAGCUCCGUGCCCCGAGCCAGCGCCGAGCAUCCGGUCACCAUGGUGUUCCUGGGCUACCAGGACCUGGAAGACACGAGCGAGAGCCGGCGGCUGCUCGGUUUCGACGGCGCCGUCAAGGCCGAGGUGGUGCUGAUCGAUGAAGAUGACGAGAAGUCCCUGAGGGAGAAGACGGUCACCGACCUGUCCAUCAUCGACGGCACGGCGGCCGACCUCGUGUCGGGCCGGCCGGUCACAUCCGAGGCCGCCAGCACAGAACUCUCGUCGGACGGCCGCGAGCACGACAGCGCCGCCUCGCCGCCGCCAAACCCCGAAGCCAACAAAGCCCCGCCUCCCGGUCUCACCCCUGCCACAGGCUGUGGGGUUAUCGGAACAACAACAAACGGACAUCAGGUGGAGAUGCCGAGUAGAUAUCCUCACACUGCCAUGAAAUCGUGGCAGGCACCCGAGGAUGUCAGUGGCGCAAUACCUAAAGAGCGAGCCUUAAAGAGUGUUACUUUCCAGGAAUCAGUCAGCAUCAUCACUGACGGACCGCUCAUCAUGGAAGUGGAGAGCCAGCAGAUUCAACAUGGCUGCCUCAGUAGAUCAAGCGUCCAGGGCCAAAGUGUCGAGCUGAAGACAGUGACAUCCGACAGCGAUGUCGAGCAGGAGAUCCGCUACCUUGAUCAGGUACUGGAUGCGGCCUCAGAAACACCCACUAAUGGAAACUCCUCCCCAUCUGCAUACACCAAACCCAUCAGCGUAGAUGGAAUGUACUCGUCUGUGUGUGUGUCCAAUUCCUCUCCUGGUUGUCAUCAGCCAAUCUUUGUGGAGGGGCAAAGACAAACCACCUUCCUACAUCAGGAUGAAUCCAGUGCAAAAACCAACGGGCAUACGCCAACGGAGGAACCGAGCCACAGCGGUGCAAAAUUUGAGCUCAGAGCUUUCCAGGAGGAAAGAAGGCCGGCAAAACUUUACACCCCAGGAGAAGAGCAGCACGUCAGAGUGACGAGGAGACGAAAUCCAGAUGAGGUCCAGGAGUUGGAGCGUGAGCGUCAAGAGCUGAUCCGAGACCAGGCAGUGAAGAAAAACCCUGGCAUCGCUCAACGUUGGUGGAACCCUCCACAGGAGGUUCCUUUGGAGGAGCAACUGGACCCCGAACAGCUCGAGUCUCUCCGAAAAUACCAAGAGAGAAAAACGCAGAAGCAGAAUUCAUCUUAUUCAUACACACAGCCCCAAGUUACUGGACCUCCCACGCUGGUGACUUUUGACCCAGAGUUAAUCAGGAAGGAAGACAUUGUGGAAAACAAGAUUGACUUCUCAUCUGCCAGAAAGCAAUUCCUGCAAGCGGAAGUGACCAAGAAUUCCAUAGCUCCUCACAUAUACUCUGCCAGACCCUUUUCCAAGUCCAACCAUGGGAACAGCAACACUGUUCCAGAAACCGGAGAGUGUCAUGUGACUUGGUCUGAUGAAGGCAUUGCAGGAGAAUUUACCAGCGUUCGUGCUUUCAUGACAAAUGUAAGUGAUGAAGAGGAAGGGAAGAGCCAGAUACCCCAAGGCUAUCACCCCGAGGAGUCAGACUCGGGACUGGAAGAGUUAUCAGUUCGCUCUCAGGACACAACGGUGUUUAGCUUGGAUAGCGUUUCAGACAGUGGGGCCUCACUUCCACCGACACCGCUACCACUGACCCCAGUGUCACCGUCUACCCCUCAGCCCACUACGCCAGUCAACGGGCGAACCACUGGCAGUGCAGCGGAGCAUGAGCUUGAAUACCAAGCAGAAGUCCUUGUCCAAAAUGUGAUCCAAAAUGCCCUCUCGACAAAUGGAGAUGACUGGCAGUCAUCUCUCCCGAACUUAGAUUCUUCACAGAUGAGCAGCCCUGUGUCUUCACUCUCCGCUUCAACAAGUAGUCCAGUGCCAGUAUCUUCCUCCCCUGUGUCUUUUGGGGAAGCUGACCAUCUACAGUCAGCUGUCCCCCUCAGAGCUGCUACAUCUGAGGAACAGGUUGCUUUCCAAGAGAAGCCUAUAAAAACACAAGAGCAACAGUCAACCUCAUCCAGUCCGACUCAGUCAUCGCAAUCCUCUCCAACUCCUUCUCAGCCUAUAUCUCCACCACAGAGACCCAAAGUGGGAGGACCGAGAAUCAAAAUCCAGUCUUCUUACACGAGAGCACUCGCUUCCUCGGCCCCGGUUGCUGCGCCGGAUCCUUGCCCUGUGAACACGGCCAAUGUACCCAGGCCAGCCACAGUCUGCCGUCCCCCUUCCCCUCCAAGUCCUGAAAAGUCAGAGUUCAGCUACUUCAGUAAGUAUUCCGAAGCGGCUGAGCUACGUAGCACAGCAGCGGCAACAAAAGGCCCUGAGGUGGAAGUGGCAAGCGGACCAUUCCGCCUUCGCUCCAAGAAACAGCGUACGUUGUCCAUGAUCGAGGAAGAGAUCCGAGCAGCUCAGCAGAGAGAGGAAGAACUGAAGAAACAGAGAGAAGUGCAACCUUCUGCCAUUCCUCAAAUUCCUGCAAGAACAGGAGUACGGAAAACCACCAUAUCCCCGGCAGACAAGUUGAAGAGCAACAGCUUGCCAACAAGACUCACACUGACAUCAAGGACAGCACCAGGAAAGAUCGAGAAGGUUCGACCUGCUCCGCCUGUCUCCCCUUCGCCGUCAGAAGGGGCGCUAUCUGACGCCGGCAGUGAGGAUUCCGGAGGAUCUCGGCCCAAAAACUUCAUGCAGACUCUCAUGGAGGACUAUGAAACACACAAGGUGAAGAGGAGGGAGAAAAUGGAGGACAACAGCGUCUUGGAGGCCACUCGCAUCACCCGGAGGAAAAGCGACAUGGCCCUGAAGUGGGAAGCCGGAAUCUACGCCAAUGAGGAUGGUGAAGAGGAGGAAGAAGAGGAGGAAGAGUGAAAAUAGGAUGGGAAGGAAAAAGGACAAGCAGGGGAAGCAGUAUUUGUUUUAUUCUUAGUGUUCUGAUGAUCAAUUCUGGUCUGACCAGUGGAGCUCAAUGAGGAAGUGUAUCAAUUUCUGGACGGGGAUUCUGCAAGUGGAACAGAAUGUAGGUGAUGCAAGAGCAUGAGACGAAAAGAGGGUGAUGCAAAAGACAAUUUGCAUUCAAGAUGCAAGAAGGAAUCGUGGAUAUGUCAAUUUUCUUUUGAAAGGUUGCCUGAAGGUCACUGAAGGUUUUGUGUGCUUGACAGCCACCAAUCAUCCGUUGAAUACGUUUAAACAUCAGUCUGGCAUGUUCGUGAGGCCUCACAUACUGUAUUCAUCAUCAAUAUACGGAGAGGCUGCGUUUCCAAUAUUUGCAGCUGUCGACAGCCGUUCAGGCAGCCACGUUCCAUCAUGAGAUCCUCCACUGCCUGAGACUGGCGGAUACGAUUUCAUCUCCAAUCCCAUUUGGCCACAAUUUGAUUCAGAGAGUGAGCAAGAAGCAACAAUAGAACGAAGGUUGUCAAUAUUCCGUCUCAUUUAGUGACUUCGUCUCUGUGAGGUUUUAACAGGAAGGGGAAAAAGUCAUGUUUGUGUAUCAGGAGUUUUUGAGCAGGCUGUAGAACAGUAUUGUACACCGUAUAUAUCGCGGUCCUCUAAAAUCACUUAUUUUACCAUUGGUUUGUUGAUGAUGUCUUUUGUAGGCGGCAGUUGUAUCAUAUUAUGAGGUAGGAUUGUGUAUUUGACAGAUGCACAUUUAGUCCCAGUGUACUUAUUAUACUUGCAAGGUGACUACCGUGUGAUGGCAAAUGUUGAAAAAGAAUGAAACUUUGUUUUAUAAAAAGCGGUGAGAAAAAGAGAACCAGUUUGCCUCUUUAAGACAAUGAAUAUUCAUCACUCGACAGCAAAUCAUGAAACCGACUCGACAAUGAUCUGGGAUGAAUGUAAAUCCCGGCUACGUGUUCAAAAGAGUGAACGAGAGCACAAGGAAUGAAUUCUAUUUACAAGUGUUUAUACUUUAGUGUGUGUUUCUAUGCCACUUGAACUGAAAAGUAGCAGUAACGUUCUACUCUUCGGUCUUUUUUCAGAUUUUUUUUUUUUCCCCCUCAGCAUGCGAAUGUCAAGAGGAUGGUGAGAAUGCUUUUAAUCCAAAAGGUCACCAUUUUAAUCUGCCAGAGUGUCUUGCUCCAAGUGUCCUUCAGCUCGACACUGACCUGUCCGCACCCUCGACCUCACUCAACUCAAUCCUCAGCAAAACAUUCAAUGCAAACACAAACUGAGGUAGUGUGCUCACUACGGUGAGAAUUGUGGUCAACUUAAACACAACACGCCCUGAUUGUAUUCAUAACUAUGAUCACGUGUCUGGAAAUUAUUCUUUGUUUUAUCUGUUCUGUCAAACAACCAGGAUUGAAAGCAAAGAAUGUGCCGAGAUGUUUUCUCUCAAAAAAAAGGAAACCAAAACCAAAAAAAAAAAAAGCUCUGAUUCAAAAUCUCCCUUAUUAUUAGUUUUACACAUGAAAUAAUAUAUUUAAAUUAUGUAUCCCUUUUGCGGUAACGCUAAUGCAAUAUGACACAGGUGCAGGACAAGGGGCAAAAUGAAGCCUGUCAAGUGUUGACAAAGCUUUCUUAAAAAGUAUUUGAAAGACUUGUUGAGUUGGUGUGCUACAUAAAAAAAAAAAAUUUAAAAAAAAGAAUGCACUCCGGGAUGAAUCCUUUGCAUUGCAUGGUAAUUUUAUUGGCUUAUUUAAAUGCACUCAGAGCAUCAGUUGCUUCGUACGACUGACUUUGAUGAAUAUGCGGCUUUUUCGUUUGAAUUCUUGAUGCAGAGAUGAUUUUAUUUAUCUUUUGAAAAGCUGGUAGCUUGGUUUUUACCCAUCCUGAGUCGCUUCAGUGUGUGACGAUGCAAUUUUAUGGUCGAGAUUAUAACCUCUGUCCUUAUGCAGUUAACCACUCGUAUGUUCAUAUUGAUAAUGUGCUCCACUUUAUAGCACGUGUACGGCUCACAGUUAUCCGCCUGUUAUACAUAUUAUAAAUAUUUUCUCAUUAAAUACAAAACCUGACAA